Messenger RNA from Pseudopipra pipra, 1219 nucleotides. It is a transcript of the gene CNN2, whose product is annotated as calponin 2. Bases 140 to 1060 code for a protein of 306 amino acids. The record is from RefSeq and is a predicted model, not a curated record. The transcript is spliced from 7 exons. Gene Ontology annotation, biological process: actomyosin structure organization; actin filament organization. Gene Ontology annotation, molecular function: actin filament binding. Gene Ontology annotation, cellular component: actin cytoskeleton; focal adhesion. Lineage: Eukaryota; Metazoa; Chordata; Aves; Passeriformes; Pipridae.
UGCCCUUAUUUGGGCAUUUCGGCCCCGUCCAAUCAGCGCGGGGGGGCCGGGCCCGGCCCCGCCCCCGCCCCGCCCGGCCCCGCUCCGGUACCGGCUCCGCUGCCCGUGCCCCGCUCCGGUACCGGCUGCGCGCCCCGCCAUGAGCAGCUCCCAGUUCAACAAGGGCCCGUCCUACGGCCUCUCCGCCGAGGUCAAGAACCGGCUUGCCCAGAAGUAUGACCCGCAGAAGGAGGUUGAGCUGCGGACGUGGAUCGAGAGCGUCACGGGGCAGCAGAUCGGGCCUGAUUUCCAGAAGGGGCUGAAGGACGGGGUGAUCCUCUGCGAGCUCAUGAACAAGCUGCAGCCCAACUCGGUGAGGAAGAUCAACCGCUCAGCUCAGAACUGGCACCAGCUCGAGAACCUCUCCAACUUCAUCAAGGCCAUGGCCAGCUACGGCAUGAACCCCGUGGACCUCUUCGAAGCCAACGACCUUUUUGAGAGCGGGAACCUGACCCAGGUGCAGGUGUCACUGCUGGCACUGGCGGGAAUGGCCAAGACGAAGGGGCUGCAGAGCGGAGUGGACAUCGGUGUGAAGUACUCAGAGAAGCAGCAGAGGAAUUUCGAUGAGGCCAAGAUGAAGGCUGGGCAGUGUGUGAUUGGGCUGCAGAUGGGCACAAACAAGUGCGCCAGCCAGUCCGGCAUGACGGCCUACGGCACCCGGAGGCACCUCUACGACCCCAAGAACCAGAUCCUGCCGCCCAUGGACCACUCCACCAUCAGCCUGCAGAUGGGCACCAACAAGUGUGCCAGCCAGGUGGGCAUGACAGCUCCCGGCACCAGGAGACACAUCUACGAUGCCAAGAUGGGGACAGAGAAGUGCGACAACUCCUCCAUGUCACUGCAGAUGGGCUCCAACCAGGGCGCCAACCAGAGCGGGCAGGUCUUUGGCCUCGGCCGCCAGAUCUAUGACCCCAAGUACUGCCCACAGGGCAGCCAGGGCGAGGUGGCCAACGCUGCCGGUGACCUGGGCGGGGACCCCCCUGGGUACCACUACUACUGUGAGGAGGAGGAGAGCUACUGAGCGGGACGGCACCAGCCCCGUCCGCACCAUCUCGUGUACAGCCACACUGCCAGCCACAUUCCAGCCUUCACUUCCGUCAUUCCUUCUUUUUAAACUCUUUUUUAACUUUGGAAAUUAAUCUAUUUUUCCGAGCAAGGAAAUAAAGACCCUGUUUCUAGA